CUCAGUCACUCAGCUGAUGCUCGUGCGUUAAGUUCACAUUGUUGUGGGGAGUUGUGAGUGUCAUUGUACGUGCCAUCGGGAUCGAUUUGCCAUCGAAUUCUUGGCAGAACAAAAACCACAAGUAGCUGGGUCCAGAAAUUGAAAUAAAUAAAUAGAAUUAUAUAAACGCCAAACCCAUACGCGAACACCCAUCUAUACGAAUAGCCUCCUGGCGGCUGUGUAUUUGUAUAUCUCUGGAAUUCCCAGUGCAUUCCGGUUUUCGAAUAGCACCAACCAACAACAGUGUCUAUAUAAACGUCGCUUUGUCAACAUCGAAAAACCCCAAAAUACAUCAAUAAAAGGUUUAAAAACCUCUCAAUAAUUAAUGCACACCCACAUGGUUACGCAAAAGUGUGAUUCAUUUGUGUGCACAAUUAAUAAUAAAAAAUUAUAACCCCUGCCUGGAGGUCUGAUAAGCGAGGCUUGAACCAAUUCCUGAUCCCAGCCUCAAAAUGGUUAAAAUGCCAGAUUGCGUGGUGGUAUGCAUUCCACUGCUUUUGGGAACUAUCUUCGUGUGCUCGGCGGAUCCUCAAAACAACCAAGCGCCCCUCCAGCUUUCAGUGGGCAAUCCCCUUACCGCUUUCACAGCUCCCACGGCUUUUCAAAGGGGAGUCAGCCAUAUCCAGUCCAUGAGAAGCAACUUCGAUACGGAUGUCCUGGUCAGCAUUUCGCAAGGGGUCCAGGACUUCGCCCUCGAUCUCCUACAGCGCAUUUCCGUCGAGGUGGAGAAGGCCAACAGGGAUUUCAUGAUAUCGCCCUUCUCCGUCUGGUCACUCCUGGUACUUUUAUACGAGGGAUCCGAGGGAGAGACCUACAACCAGUUGAAAAAAGGCCUGCGGAUCAAUGUCGAGGAUGAAAAGCUGCGAGGAGCCUACAAGGUGUGGAGCUCAUUUCUGAACAUAACCACUUCCACCAUCGAAGUGGCCAGCCUGCAGGCCAUUUACACCAGCAAGGAGUAUCACAUCAAGGACAACUACCGCGAAGCCAUUCAGAACUACAAUGUGCAGCCAAUGGAAGUCGACUUCUAUAGCCCGGAUUCCGUGGUCCAAAUUAACGAGGACACAAAUCGCACGACCCGGGGACUUAUUCCCUAUACCAUUCUGCCACAGGAUAUAUAUGGAGCCAAGAUGUUUCUGUUGUCCUCUCUGUACUUCAAGGGCCAAUGGAAGUUUCCCUUUAACAAAACGCUUACAAGGGAGGAACCCUUCUACAGCGAGAACGGCGAGGUCAUUGGAAAGAUUCCAAUGAUGGUGCAGGAAGCGAACUUCGCCUACGUCUCCAACAUAGAGGGUUUGGACGGCUAUGUGCUGGAGCUGCCCUACGGCACCCAGGACCGUCUGGCGAUGAUCGUGGUGCUCCCCAAGCGCGGAUUCAAGCUAAACGACGUGGCCAACAAUCUGAAGACCCUGGGAUUACGGCCCAUCCUCCAGCGACUGGCGGCAUUCCGGAACAGCGCCUCCGAGGACAACGAAGUGGAGGUCAUGUUGCCCAAGUUUGAGACUUCCACAGAUUUCACUCUUAAGGGAAUCCUUAUCCAGAUGGGCAUUCGCGAUCUGUUUGACGAGAACACCGCCAACCUAAGCCGGAUGUCGUCCGGCUUGUUUGCCAAGCUGGUCGUCCACUCGACCAAGAUCAUUGUGGACGAGCAAGGAACCACGGCGGGAGCUGUCACGGAGGCAGCGCUGUCCAACAAGGCCACACCGCCCAAGUUCCAGCUGAACCGGCCCUUCCAGUACAUGAUCGUGGAGAAGGCAACCGGACUGCUGCUCUUCGCCGGACAAGUGCGGAAUCCCAAGGCGGCCUAAAGAUCCGAACUAGACUUCAUUCACAUACCACAAUAAACACGUUACGU
Molecule: messenger RNA, 1891 nt
Organism: Drosophila teissieri
Lineage: Eukaryota; Metazoa; Arthropoda; Insecta; Diptera; Drosophilidae
Product: serine protease inhibitor 77Ba
Exons: 5
Coding region: 492-1844 (450 amino acids)
Molecular function (GO): serine-type endopeptidase inhibitor activity
Source: RefSeq, a predicted model, not a curated record